AUAAUAAAAUAAAAUAAGACAGAAAAUGAAAGAUUGGAAAGUGUUUUUCUUCUUCACUGCAAAUUUGGACAUUGGAGGAUGAAAAAGCAGUACAAGUAGUGCAACUGCAAACCACACAGUGAUUCUUCAAUCAUGGCAGCCACUAACAAUGGUGGUGGAGGAGGAGGAGGAGGAGAAGACCACGACUUGAAUCGAUUGGCUGAGAUCAGCAAAACCCUAAAGCAAGGAGAGAGACUUCUCGCGCCAACUCGGAGACCCGAUGGCACUCUUCGCAAACCCAUUCGGAUUAGGGCUGGCUAUGUCCCUCAAGAUGAAGUCGCCAUUUACCAAUCCAAAGGCUCUUUGUUGAAAAAGGAGAUGUCUUCACAUGAGGGACCUCCUGGUUAUGAUCCACCCGCCGCGGCUGCAGCCACGGCCACGGCCACGGCCACAGCCGCCGAUACGAAACCUAAGACUAAGUCUGUAAAGAGGAACGAGAGAAAGAAGGAGAAGCGGAUACAGGCUGCUCUUGAAAAAGAGAAGAGCUCGGAACAGAGUGAAGUUGAGGAAACUAACAAGGAAGAAUUAGUACCGCUUAAAAAUGUUGGCCGUGGUUCGGAAUCUGUCAAGUCAUUGACAUCUCAAAUGAAUGAGCUAGAUGUUUCCGCAAAUCCUUCAGCGGUUUCUCCUCCUUCAGACUCAGUAGAGGACUCAAAUUCAGGAGAUCCCAUCCAAGAUAUUGAUAAAAGAAUUCGAGCUCUUAAAAAGAAGAUUCGACUUACUGAAGCUCAAAAACAGAAAAUCGCAGAGCAGGACAUGAAGCCUGAACAGUUAGACAAGUUUUCAAAGCUUGAAGGUUGGUGUCAAGAACUAAAGCUUUUAGAGGAUAGAAAAGCUGAACUUACUGCAUCUUGAAUUAGGUUUUGUGUUAGAUAAAGCUUGAAAUAACCAUGUAGUUUUUCUUUUUUAUCUCCUUUUUAGAUUAUGUCUUUGUUUUUGUGAAAAUGAGAAAAAAAAAAGAAGAAGUUAUUUUUUCUUUUGUGAAAAAGAAAGUUUAUGUAUUCAUGUUUCAUUUCAAUUAAUGUGAUACAUUUUCAUGACUUGGGGGCCAUUUCCAAUAUAAGACCAGUUUCCCUA
Molecule: messenger RNA, 1116 nt
Organism: Cannabis sativa
Lineage: Eukaryota; Viridiplantae; Streptophyta; Magnoliopsida; Rosales; Cannabaceae
Product: partner of Y14 and mago
Exons: 4
Coding region: 133-894 (253 amino acids)
Biological process (GO): exon-exon junction complex disassembly
Cellular component (GO): cytoplasm; exon-exon junction complex
Molecular function (GO): RNA binding
Source: RefSeq, a predicted model, not a curated record